AUGCUGCUGCCUGGAUGUAGAGGAGGAGAGAGAGCUAGUGAUGCUGCUGCCUGGAUGUAGAGGAGGAGAGAGAGCUGCCCAAUGACAGCGCAGGAUGCUGAGAGAAGCUGCUCGGCUGAAUGGAGGCGACAAGAUGCCGUCUAGAGCGGCCAAGGAGAGGAUUUAACAUCGAUAAAGAUCUGACUUCGAUGUGUUCCACCUAUUCAUGCAAGAAAUAAGUCACCGAUGUUUAGUUCAAAGAGUCUGGUUCCGACACAUCCCCGUUAAGGACCCUUUGGUGGCUCUACCGCUGAAUCACAGGACAUGUACGGCAGUGCCAGAGCUGUAGGCCAUGUAGAGAGCAGCCCUGUACGGUCCCCGCGCCUGCCGAGGUCCCCCAGACUGGGCCACCGCAGGGCCAACAGUGGGGGUGGGGGUGGUGGGGGCAAGACGCUGUCCAUGGAGAACAUCCAAUCACUCAACGCUGCCUAUGCUACUUCCGGGCCCAUGUACCUCAGUGACCACGAGGGCGUGGGCUCCACUGCCACCUACCCAAGAGGAACUAUGACUCUGGGUCGAGCCACCAACCGAGUCAUGUACGGGGGCCGCGUCACCGCCAUGGGCAGCAGUCCCAACAUUGCUUCAGUGGGGCUGCCUCAUGCUGACCUUCUGUCUCACAGUGACCUAGGCUCUCUCUCCAUGCUGCACUCCCACCACCACCAGGGGGUGCCCUCCGCUCUGCUGAGGCAGGCUGUGCGGAGCAGUGGGGGGGAGCUGCUGGAGAUGCAGGCCCAGUUCAGGGAGAUGCAGAGGGAGAAUGAGAUUCUGCGGCGGGAGCUUGACUUGAAAGACAGUAAGUUGGGGUCCUCCACCAACAGCAUCAAGAGUUUCUGGAGUCCCGAACUGAAGAAGGAGCGAAUAAUGCGGAAGGAGGAGGCAGCUCGUACAUCCAUCCUUAAAGAACAGAUGAGGGUCACUCAUGAGGAGAACCAGCUGCUGGAUGCCAGGAGAACAAAGCAUCUACAGAUGACCAUCCAGGCUCUGCAGGAUGAACUGCGCACGCAGCGAGACCUCAACCACCUGCUGCAGCAGGAGGGCGGUAACCGCUCAGGUUCUGACCACUUCACCACUAUCGAGUUGACAGAGGAGAACUUCCGCCGGCUGCAGGCCGAACAUGACAGGCAGGCCAAGGAACUGUUCUUGCUGAGAAAGACCCUGGAGGAGAUGGAGCUGAGGAUCGAGACGCAAAAACAAACACUUGGUGCCAGGGAUGAGUCCAUCAAGAAGCUGCUGGAGAUGCUGCAGAGCAAAGGGCUGCCUCCUGGGCCGGGAAGAGCCUCUGAUGAGGAGGAGCAGGAAAGAGCCAGACGCAUCGCUGAAGCAGAGGCCCAGCUCGGUCACCUGGAAGUUAUUUUGGAUCAAAAAGAGAAAGAAAACAUCCAUCUGCGAGAGGAACUACACAGAAGAAAUCAGCUGCACCAGGAUCCAAGCAAAACCAAAGCCCUUCAGACUAUUAUAGAGAUGAAAGACACCAAAAUUGCCUCUCUGGAGCGCAACAUUCGAGACCUGGAGGAUGAGAUUCAAAUGCUGAAGGCAAACAGCUUACUGAACACAGAGGACAGAGAGGAGGAGAUCAAACAGAUGGAGGUCUACAAGAACCACUCUAAGUUUAUGAAAACCAAGAUUGACCAGCUGAAGCAGGAGUUGUCAAAGAAAGAGUCAGAGCUGCUGGCUCUGCAAACAAAGCUCGAGACCCUCAACAACCAGAACUCCGACUGCAAACAGCAUAUCGAAGUUCUCAAAGAGUCUCUCACUGCCAAGGAGCAACGUGCUGCCAUCCUGCAAACGGAGGUGGAUGCUUUACGUCUGCGUCUGGAAGAGAAAGAGUCCUUCCUGAACAAGAAAACAAAGCAGCUGCAGGACCUGACAGAGGAGAAGGGAACUCUCGCCGGAGAAAUCAGGGACAUGAAGGACAUGCUGGAGGUCAAGGAAAGGAAGAUUAAUGUCCUGCAGAAGAAGAUUGAGAACCUGCAGGAGCAGCUGCGGGACAAAGACAAGCAGCUGGGGAACCUGAAGGACCGAAUCAAGUCCCUACAGACCGAUUCCAGUAACACAGACACUGCCCUGGCCACCCUGGAGGAGGCGCUGUCAGAGAAGGAGAGAAUUAUUGAGCGUUUAAAGGACCAAAGGGAGAGGGAAGACAGGGAACGUCUGGAAGAAGCAGACUCAUAUAAGAAGGAGAACAAAGACCUGAAGGAGAAAGUCAACAGCCUGCAGAUUGAAUUAACAGAGAAGGAGUCCAGUCUCAUCGAUCUCAAAGAACAUGCAUCAUCCUUGGCAUCUUCUACCCUUAAGAAGGAUUCAAAGCUCAAGUCUCUGGAGAUUGCCAUUGAGCAGAAAAAAGAGGAGUGUAGUAAGUUGGAGACGCAGUUGCAGAAGCAAGCUGAGCAGCUAUUCAGUCAGAUGAACAAUCCUAAGGCUCACGAGGUGGAGCAUCAGUCGGGCUCCAGAGCCAACCCGGAGUACGUGGACCGGGUGAAGCUGCUAGAAAAGGAGGUGAGCUACUACAAAGACGAGGCAGGCAAGUCUCAGGCAGAGGUGGAGAGACUCCUGGACAUCCUGCGGGAGGUGGAGACGGAGAAGAAUGACAAGGACAAGAAGAUUGCCGAGUUGGAAAGCCCCCCUCCCACUGCCCCACGCCCCACCCCUCGUCCCGGUGGCAGAGCCCCCCCUGACCCGCUCCCUUCUGUGUCCGCUGCCCCCCAGCAGAUAGGGGGCAUGGUGUGGGAUUUCCUGGGAAAGCAAGGAGGCAAAGAUCAGACUAAGAAGGGACCAAACAUCAAACUGGGAACACAAGGGGACAAGAAAGGGUUAGGACAAGACUCUCGUAAGGACAGCUCCUUAGACGGUGGUCACCAUGUAAAGCUGGAGGAGCUGAUGAACACACUGGAAAGGACGAGACAGGAGCUGGAUGCCACCAAGCAGCGUCUCUCCUCCACGCAGCAAUCUUUACAGGAGAGGGACACCCAUCUCACGAACAUGAGGCAAGAGCGCAGGAAACAGCUGGAGGAGAUCCUUGAAAUGAAGCAACAAGCUUUGCUUGCAGCCAUCAGUGAGAAAGACGCUAACAUUGCACUGCUGGAACUGUCUGCCUCCAAUAAAAAGAAAACUCAGGAGGAGGUGCUGUCCCUCAAGAGGGAGCGGGACAAACUGAUGCACCAGCUCAAGCAACAUACACAAAGCAGAAUGAAGCUGAUAGCUGACAACUAUGAAGAUGAGCAAUAUCACCCACAUAUUCCUCACCACCAGCCUCAGCCUCCUCACGCUCAGCCUCAGCCCCAGCCCCAGUACCCCCACCCACCCCAUGCCCAGCAAUCUCCUUAUGCCCCGCAUGCCCCGCACCCACAGCACCUGCAGCACCCACAGGCCCCACCGCAGCACCCGCAUCCGCAGCAACCUCAGCCCCAGUACCCUCACCCUCAGCACUCUCAGCACCCUCAGCAUCCUCAACCCCUUCCCCAGCUCCAACAACACCCUCGCCCCCCACAGCCUCAGCACUCUCAUCAACAGCACCCCCAGCAUCCACCACAGCACCCACAUGGACACGCCCCUCCGCAGCACCCCCACCCUCAGCACCCACAUGGGCCUCCCCAGCAAGGACUGCAUCCCCAGCAUCCGCACCCUCAGCAUCCUCAGCACCCUCAGCACCCCCAGCAUCCUCAGCACCCCCAGCAUACUCAGCACCCCCAGCACCCUCAGCACCCCCAGCAUCCACCACAGCACCCACACGGACACGCCCCUCCGCAGCACCCUCACCCUCAGCACCCUCAGCAUCCUCACCACACCCAGCACCCGCGUCAUCCAUCGCCCCACCAUCGAGGAGGGCCGGCCCGAGGACCCCCACAUGCUGGUCACCGACCCGCUCCAGACCAGGAUGACGAGGAGGGCAUCUGGGCAUGAUUUUAGCUGCGACAACCAAAGCUUUAAUGUUGAUUUGGGGGAUGAUUCAGUCACUACUGGAGGAGCAUGGCCAUGGCAUAGUGUCAAAACAUCACCCAACUAAACAUUUGAUAUCUUCAGUCAGUCAGUACUUCUGAGAUGUGGGACCUUUGGUUUUGUUUUAUUGUUGUUUGUUUUUUCUCUCUGGGGGAGAGUAGGAGCCACUCGGAGGUGCAGAUUCUGCAUGGAGUGAUAGCUGAGCAGGUGACGCGGUGCCUCCUCUUUGUGCUAACAGGAGGAGACAUCCUCCACUUCCUUUACAAAUAAUCCAAAACUUGAUGUUGAUGGAAAGACGGAUGUUCUCUGCACCAAACUGUUUAUUUGACAGACAUGUGAUCAACAUGGCAGCCUCAAAUCAGAGGUCUCACCGAGGUCACCUCACCUGUCUGUCAGCUGCUGAACGAGCCUUCAUCCUCCCAGCAGAGAUCACGUUCCACCAGUGCAGUAUUGUGUAGAACCUUUGACUGUUCAAAACCGUGGUUGUCUUGCUGACAGUUUCACCUGCCUGACUCACUCCUCUGGCUCCAUUCGGCUCAUCCACUGGACUCCGUCACGGUUUCCUAAGCCUUCACUGGUUUCCUAAGCCUUCACUGCCCUCCUGGCCCACCUGGUGACAUCUGGCCCCUCUCCCUGGCUAUCAUGGUCCUCUAUGUUACUUCACACAUGCCUGUGUUCAUGUCUAAUCGGUUUCUUAAUAUCAUUAUGGCUUGAUCUGCAUUUCCCACAUACAGCAUUUUUUAUUUUGUUUUUUAUUUCUUGUUUUCACAAGGAAACACAUUGGGCUAGCUGAUAAAGCACCCCGAGCCUUGCCUCCAGCAUUUCCUUGGCUGCAUGAGUGCAAGACUCAAAUUUUUGGGCUAGUUUUAACCUCAAGGCCGUGGCUGUCAUCAACAUAUUUUUUCUACAUGUUACCUCAUUUAAAUCAUAAGUAGUCAAAAAAAACAAAAACAAAAAAAAUCUAUGCAGAUGUCAAAAUUGAGGGAAUGCAUUUCUUUUAUUUUCCAUAUGUGUCUAACUCAAAUUAAAUUACAAUUAAUCAUCCAAUCAGAGUGGCCAAGACAGUGGUCAGAAAUCAGAUUAUAUUGAUUUUCUGAGACUAUGCACCUAUGCACCUCCUCCGUGUUGCAGGAAUUUUUACUUAUGGUGCUUCUGCUGGUGCUCGCAUUAAAUUGUGUCAGAAGACCUAAUAGGAGCAUAUUAGAGUCCUUUUACAGUGAAAGGAACUUGAUUCCACUAUGGGCUCAUAUAAAAACUGUAAAGCUUUGUACAUAUGAUUUGACAAAAGGGGGCUUUGUGAGCAGCGGUCUGGGCGUCACCACAUUUCCUCAAGGAAUGCUGCUGCUAUAGGCAUCAUUAUAGACUAUGAAGGGGAGGAAGUGUCCAGGAAAUGUUUUCCCUGAAGGUGUAAUUGUACAAUUGACAUCCAAGUCUCCGACCUAGAGUGUGUUUCUGCUCCCAUCUCCCAUGAACUCUUCCAACAGUAGUCUGUACGACCUCCCCCAAAAAUAGUGAAUUGUUUAUUUCUUCUGAACAAAGUGGCCUGUGCCUAGUAAAAUCUGUACACAUGAUAGAUAUGCAUAUAUUAUACAUAUAGAGAGAAAUUUAGAGUGUGUCUAUAUGUGCUCAGAAAAAAAUGGAUGAGAAAAUGAUAAGAUAUACUAUGUUUUUUCUUCUUAUUUUUCUAACUGGUUGGAGGUCAGAGAUAUCUUAUUUAGAGAGUUGAGUGGUGUGAUUUCCAUCUGAUCGGUAUGUUGUGAGAAAACCCCUCAGCAGCAAGUAAACAUUCCCUGUCUGAAAAUACUGGACAGUAC
Messenger RNA from Cololabis saira (Pacific saury), 5789 nucleotides. RefSeq names its product ELKS/RAB6-interacting/CAST family member 2. Gene Ontology annotation, cellular component: cytoskeleton of presynaptic active zone. Gene Ontology annotation, molecular function: structural constituent of presynaptic active zone. Bases 304 to 3939 code for a protein of 1211 amino acids. The transcript has 21 exons. NCBI's taxonomy places the organism in Eukaryota, Metazoa, Chordata, Actinopteri, Beloniformes, Belonidae. Gene Ontology annotation, biological process: neuromuscular synaptic transmission; regulation of synaptic plasticity; maintenance of presynaptic active zone structure. The record is from RefSeq and is a predicted model, not a curated record.